GCCAGGACACGACCAUCACGGAAAUGAGCUAGCUGGCGCCCUCUCCCUCUCUUAUGUCGCCACAACUCACUCCCUUCUCCACUCGCCAUCGCCCCCCACCCCGCUAACGACCCUUACCACCAUCCCCGACGCCCCACAUCAUGACCCGCGGCCGCAGAAAAGACAUGACCAUCCCGCCCUCUCGCGCACUCCUCCAGCAGCGCGACUACCGCGCCCGCAAGGCCCGCUAUGUUGCUGAUCUCGAGGAGCGCGUCCGUGUCGCCGAGGAGGAGAACGUCCGUCUCAAGGACGAGGUUAACCUCCUCACUGCCCGCCUCCAGGCCAUCGGGCCUCCCAUCGUGCACAGAGCCAGCCCCAGCCCUGAAGUGGCCGCAGCAACGUCCGAGCUCAUGCACAACCUCUCCGCCGCGUCGUCCUCGCUCGCGCACUUCCAGCGCGUCGCCUUCAACCGCCUAUCCGACCCAUCGGGCAGUUCCCUCCAGCUACCACCUAUCCAUACACAUACCCCUAGCUCUCUCGCAACGCCCGCCUUCACGCCGUCGCCCCUAUCUCAGUCGCACCGCCGCCUCCCGUCCCCCCACCCGCAAGCUCGCAUCGAGCUCCCACCAUUACAUUCCCUCCACCGUGAUCUCUUUAGGAACGACCCCACACCCGGCCAGGUGCCGUAUCACGAACAGCCCACGCCCAUCUCGGCGUCAUCAUCAGGGUCAGGGGCAGCGGUGGGAAUGGGAAUCCCAGCUGGGACAGCACCAGCAUAUCAGCAGCGCCAUUCACCACACAUGCAGUCACCUCAUAUGCAGGCGCCCAUGAUGCCCCCGGCGCGCCCGAUGCAGGUCGACCCCCGCCCGUCGACGCCAAUUGGGUCCAGCUCAGCCGGGCCAGGCUCGAGUGGGUACUCAGAAGAGCAAUGUUGCGGGGGCUUUCUGGACUGCCGCGGGCUAGCGGAGGAAGAGGAAGACCAGCUCGUGGACGACGCUGAGGAGAGCGGCUCGCACGGCACGUCCUCGCGGAUGUCGGAGAUGCGCUCGACGUCAUUUUCAGGAUCGGAGGCGAGCCAGCGUAGCACCUCGUCGUCAACGCCGAUAUCGGGGCCGUCACGCAUUCACAGGAUAUCUCGCUCCCAUUGACGAACGGACCAACGCCGGAUGAUCCCUGUUUCAAGAGACAGACAGACGCACAGACACGGAUACAGACAGUCUACGACCAAGAAGAACCUCAGCGGCAAGCCCAUAUCGUUCCGCGCUCGCCCUGAUGCUUUGCAUUCCCAUCUCCAUUCAUGCGCUAUAUGUUAUCUCUUACUUUGCACGCACCACUGCUUUAGUAUCUUUAUACUGCCAUACCACCGCUGCUGUGCUGCUGCCGCUAUGAUUUGCUAUGUUGUAUCAACGUUAGUGUAAUGUGUCGAUGCUUUGUACUGUACACUAAUUGCUAAUUUGUCUCGUAUCUUGUUACACCAUAGCCACUGCUCAGAGCGAACUCAGACCUAGUGACGAUUGAUGACGAAUACUCUUUCUCCAUUUGGACCAUUAGGCAUGUUUCAGG
Messenger RNA from Laetiporus sulphureus 93-53, 1542 nucleotides. RefSeq lists its product as uncharacterized. Gene Ontology annotation, biological process: regulation of DNA-templated transcription. Bases 141 to 1127 code for a protein of 328 amino acids. Lineage: Eukaryota; Fungi; Basidiomycota; Agaricomycetes; Polyporales; Laetiporaceae. The transcript has 2 exons. The record is from RefSeq and is a predicted model, not a curated record. Gene Ontology annotation, molecular function: DNA-binding transcription factor activity.